Cherax quadricarinatus is the source of this 1765-nucleotide messenger RNA. Lineage: Eukaryota; Metazoa; Arthropoda; Malacostraca; Decapoda; Parastacidae. The record is from RefSeq and is a predicted model, not a curated record.
AAUAAUAUCCCAUACAUUAUCAUUCGGUGAUAUUCUCAAGUUUUCGCAUCUUAAGAAUACAUCAAAUACUUGAGUUAAAUCUUUGACUCGUAGUUCCAACUAUGGCACUGCUUAGAACUUUCACCAUUGUUGUUGGUGUGGUGGUGUUCAUCUAUGUUUUUGUUUGUUUCUGUGGCGUUGUUGAUGAAUGGGUCCGGGAGCUGGAAGAAGACCGGACACGACUCCUAAAUGAGAUCGAGGAAGCUGCCUUGGCUUGUGAAUCUCUUCCCUGGAAACUUUGUGGAAUCCCUUGGAUGGGGAUCAUUAUAAACUGUAAUACUUAUACCUUCCCACAGACCCCAGCAAGCCAGGUAACCCCUGGAUGGGCAUCACAAACCUGGCCUGUUCUGGGCAUCUUCCUGAGAACGUACCAAGCCAACCAUGAUGUUAAACAACUGGAAAUCCUCCUCAAGGAUAUGAACGACUCCUGCAAGGGAACUUCUUCACUCUUCCAGUUUUUGCCAGUCCUUCUGGUGGUUAUUUUGAUGGUGUUAGGAGCUGCUUCUUGCACUCUUGCUGCAAUACUCAGAGUUCAGAAGUCACCAACACUUUCCAGUAUUGGUAACCCAGAGAUGAGUGGUGACUCCGUGUGUACUCGUGAACAAGUAUUCACUGCUACCUUUGAGACUGUUGGUCCUUCACAGCCCCUUCCCCACACCAUGACCCUCCCCAACACUCUGAUACUCCCCGACACCAUGUCCCUAACCAACACUUUGUCCCUCUCUGUGCAGGAAAACGAGUGUGGGAAAGAUCUCCAGGACAGGAGGGAAAGUCGUGAAGAUGGGACAGAAAAUCGCGAAGAUGAGAAAAGUUUAAAAGAAGACGACAAUCCGAGCCAAGAAGAUAAGAUGGUGACAAGAGAUGAAGUUCCAGAAAACGAAUCUAGGAAGUUAGAGCCGGACUGGUUGAGGAACCGGCGCCUGGGACGCAAGACAAGUGAAGGUAGGAGCACGCCUGAACAUAAGAUGGUGACUAGAGAUGAGGUCCCAAAAGACGAAUCUACAAAGUUUGAGCCGGACUGGUUGAGGAACCUGCGCCUGGGACGCAAGACAAUUGAAGGUAGGAGCGAGCCUGAACAGUGUUUUACUUCCCUCAGUGAGCAGGAAGAGCCAGACAGGGUAAUCACUUCAUAUAAUUCCGACUUCUGCGAUGACCAUAUCCCCAACUACGAAAAUUACUGUGACAACCACGUUCCCGAGGAUGAUCUAGGUGACAACCACGUUCCUGAGGACGAUGUAGGUGACAACCACGUUCCCAAUAAUGAUCUAGGUGACAAACACGCACCUGAGGACGAUGUAGGUGACAAUCACGUUCCAGAUAAUGAUCUACGUGACAACCACGUCACCGACAACGAUGACCAAGGUGAUUGGCAGCUCGUUUGCAAGAAGAAGAAAAAGAAGAAGAACUUCCAUGGGAGGCGCCAUGUCACUAACAACAAUGCAUCUCAUGAUAAUAACUUCCUCCACGUUGACGAAGUCGAAUUAUACGACGAUGAUUCAUUUAGACGACACAGCAGAUCUAGAAAAGGAAGUCGUCGUUAUGACGAGGAGUGAAGAAUCUAUGACAAGGACGUGACCACCAGGCUGGUGUGACGACACCAAGCUGGUGUAUUAUUUAUGACGAGGACGUGACCACCAAGCUGGUGUAUUAUUUCUAUUAUUACUUUUGUUUUUAUAUUAUUAUAUUAUUAUUAUUAUUAUUAUUAUUAUUAUUAUUAUUAUUAUUA